GAGUAUGCGCACUGGCAACCCGCGCUCAGCCUCUGGAGGCUAUGCGCAGGCGCGGUGCACUGCGCGCGGGCAUCAGGGUGGUUUUUCGACGCCGGCGGUGGACAAAUAGCAGGCGGCAUGGACCACGGUUGCUGGGCGGAUGGGGAGCAUCUGUGGUCAGUUGCCUAAGAGAUGGUGAGAUGGGAAGCUGCACUUGGAAGACCCUGGAGGAUGCCUGACAAGAGGAUGUCUGACCCAUGAUGAAGUUGGAGCUCUUUUUGAAAUGUUUCUUGCCCUUCCUGGAGCAGAGGAGCCAUUAUGUAUGCAGGUACAUCGAAGUCUUUUGACCUCCGUACAGUGAUUAUGCUUGUCAUUGCUGGUGGUAUCCUGGCAGCCUUGCUCCUGCUGAUAGUUGUCGUGCUCUGUCUUUACUUCAAAAUAUACAACGCACUAAAAGCUGCAAAGGACCCUGAGGCUGUGGCUGUAAAAAAUCACAACCCAGACAAGGUGUGGUGGGCCAAGAACAGCCAGGCCAAAACCAUUGCCAUGGAGUCUUGUCCUGCCCUGCAGUGCUGUGAAGGAUGUAGAAUGUAUGCCAGUUUUGAUGCCCUGCCACCUUGCUGUUGUGACAUAAAUGAGGGCCUCUGACUUGGGAAAGGCGGGCACAAAAAUCUUCAUGAGCAAUAUUUCUUUCUUAGUAGAUUGUUUUGUUAUUCAAAUCAAGUUCUAGAGUUUUUAUGUGAGAUUAUAUAAUUUACAGUGUUAUUUUAUAUACUUUUGAAUAAAUGUACACUAUUAAAAAUAA
Cercocebus atys (sooty mangabey) is the source of this 784-nucleotide messenger RNA. RefSeq names its product family with sequence similarity 24, member B (gene FAM24B). The transcript is spliced from 4 exons. The record is from RefSeq and is a predicted model, not a curated record. NCBI's taxonomy places the organism in Eukaryota, Metazoa, Chordata, Mammalia, Primates, Cercopithecidae. Bases 298 to 627 code for a protein of 109 amino acids.